GAAGCAAAAGAAAUGUGGUCACGGGCCGCGAGUGUGCGAUUUCGGGCCCCGCUGGACGCGGGCCGAAGCUUUGCUUCCAAAGCGAAUCCACAGGGAAAGGUCCAGGCGGCGGGGCUGGGGACCCAGGCUCCACGUCUCGUCCCCCAGGGCAGCGGUCGCGUGUCCCCCGCGGUAAUCGAGCAUCUGGAGCGACUGGCGCUGGUGAACUUCGGCAGCCGCGAGGCGGUGGACCGGCUAGAGAAAGCCAUCGCCUUUGCGGAUCAGCUGCACGCCGUGGACACUGACGGUGUGGAGCCCCUAGAGUCGGUACUGGAGGACAGAUGUCUCUACUUGAGAUCUGACAAUGUUGCAGAAGGCAGCUGUGCUGAAGAACUACUACAGAAUUCCAAUCACGUUGUGGAGGAAUACUUUGUGGCCCCCCCAGGUAAUAUUUCCUUGCCAGACAUGGUAAACAAGAUUCCUUCUUCCACAGCAGAGUAGCUAUUCUGGGGAAGGGGCACCCUGUCAACAUGGUGGACUCACAAGGGUGGUCAUUUGCUACUGUGAACUCUAUCUAGUAUAAACUGGAUUUACAGUUUCUUGGUAAUUGAUCCGAAGACAACUGGACAACACCCAGCUAGCAGAAAACCACAAGCCUGCUUCCAAGGAAAUGGAUCAAAUACUCAGACUCAUUCUGUCUGAAAAACAACUUCCUCCCUCCUCUGCCCCUAAAAAACACUACCUUGUCAAAAUAUCUAUGUGGACUUUUCUGUUUAGGUGUAAGAGACAGAUGACCUGAGAUGAAGAGACAAAUCAGUUCUUUUUAGUUGCUUUCCCACUGGCUUCAGAGCCAGCACAUCACCAUCUGUUUCUGGGUACCUACCUUAUGCCUACCAGAGGGCUCGUUUUAUGGAUAUGUUUGAGUAGUAUCAAAGUAAACUACAGCCGGGAACUCCUAAUUCAGAACCAUCUUUCUUUCUCAGAAGGCCAUCCAACCUCCACCUUGCACUCAGUCCAUGAACAACAUACACACAUACACACACACACACACACACACACACACACAGUAUACGUGAACACCCAACCCCCACACACAUACCAUGCAAUAUGAACACCAGCCAAAUAGUUCCUUUCUGAAAAGAGAACUUGUUAAAAAUAGCCCUAGGCCCGUCUUCAUUCUUUCUCUUCCCUUUAUCUGCAAUGUCUGUGUCCCACACACACACCCUUUUCUUGUUGCUCAGAUAGGCCUCUCUGUACAUCAGGCUGGCCUUGAGCACACAGCUAUCUUCCUGCUACAGCCUCCCAAGCACAGGGGUUGGAGGCCUGAGCCACCUCAGUGAACUCCUAUUAUGGAGAGUUCAGUUUACAAUGCCAGAUCUGAAUUGUAAGAACUCCGAGUCUGGGUCAGAGAUCCCUCAGUCAUUCAGAGACCUUCCUAUCCCAGGUAUGGUGGCUCCGUGUCUUUCAUUUCAUUCCAACACUUGGGAGGCAAAAGCCAACAGAUCCCUGAGUUCAAGGCUAGCCUGGUCUACAGAGCCAGAAUUAUUCUGAGAAACCCUCUCUGGAAAAGAAAAUGGAAAGAAAGAAAAACAUCAAACCAAAGAAACAAACCCUCCUGUUCUUCAUCCUGAGCUGAGUCGGGCUCUGGUGCCCACCUCAACUCAAGGUGACCCAUGACCUCCUGCAAUUCCAGCUCCACAGGGGUUGAUGCUGUCUUUCUGGCCUCUGUAGGCACUAACACACACGCGGCAUAAACAUGUAAAUAAAAACCAACCUUUAAAAUAAAAAAAACAGAGUC
Messenger RNA from Mus musculus (house mouse), 1777 nucleotides. It is a transcript of the gene Gatc, whose product is annotated as glutamyl-tRNA amidotransferase subunit C. Bases 13 to 480 code for a protein of 155 amino acids. The transcript has 3 exons. The record is from RefSeq and is marked provisional. Lineage: Eukaryota; Metazoa; Chordata; Mammalia; Rodentia; Muridae. Gene Ontology annotation, cellular component: mitochondrion; glutamyl-tRNA(Gln) amidotransferase complex. Gene Ontology annotation, biological process: glutaminyl-tRNAGln biosynthesis via transamidation; regulation of translational fidelity; mitochondrial translation.